Ostreococcus tauri is the source of this 2382-nucleotide messenger RNA. RefSeq names its product Clp, N-terminal. Gene Ontology annotation, cellular component: cytoplasm. Lineage: Eukaryota; Viridiplantae; Chlorophyta; Mamiellophyceae; Mamiellales; Bathycoccaceae. Gene Ontology annotation, molecular function: ATP binding; ATP hydrolysis activity. The coding region runs from base 1 to 2382 and encodes 793 amino acids. The record is from RefSeq and is a predicted model, not a curated record. Gene Ontology annotation, biological process: cellular response to heat. The transcript has a single exon.
AUGGAUCAGGCGAAGCGACUGGGCGCGCCGACGUGUCGAAGCGAACACGUGUUGAUAGCGCUCACGCGGGGACGGGAUCGGACGUCCAAGGCGUUGGUGAAGUUUGGUGUCACGGAGGAGGCGACUCGACGGGCGUCGAUGGGGCGGAAUGGGAACGUGGAUGUGUCGGAGAGCGGGGCGGGCGGGUUGAAGGCGAUGAUGUCGUUCGGCGGACAAAAAUCAGCGGGGCCGGAGGGGCUGUUGCCGCUGAGUGAGGAGUUAAAGAUGGUUUUUGAAAGGGCUUCGUCCUCGGCGACGGAGGUCGGGAGUAAGGAGCUGGCGUUGGCGAUGAUUGAUGACGUCUCGUGCGGGGCGAACGAGACGCUCAAGGCGAUGGGGACAGACGUAAAGGUGCUCAGGAAGGAGGUCUCGGGGGCGAACGAGCGCGAACUCGUGGGAGCUGGGAAGAAGACGAGAAAGGCGAAGAAGCAGACUCUGAAAGAGUGCUCGAUCGAUCUCACCGAGGAGGCGAGAGAGGGGAAAUUGGAUCCCGUAUUGGGGCGAGACGAGGAGGUGACGCGAGUGAUGCGCAUCUUGGUGCGAAGACGCAAGUCUAAUCCGUGUCUCGUGGGCGAACCCGGGGUUGGGAAGACAGCCAUCGCGGAGGGCUUAGCGACGAUGAUCGCCAGUGGGAACGUCCCGGAGUCGCUGAAGAAUAAGCGCGUCGUGAGCCUACAACUCGGAUUGCUCCUCGCGGACACCAAAUAUCGAGGCGAGUUUGAAGAAAAGAUGAAAAACGUCCUGGAGGAGGUCAAAGCGGCAGGAGACAUCAUCUUAUUCGUAGACGAGAUUCAUAUGCUCGUCGGCGCGGGCGGGACGGGCGAAGACGGCGGCAUGGAUGCCGGUAACCUGAUGAAACCCGCGUUGGCGCGAGGCGAGCUGCAGUGCAUCGGGGCGACAACCAUCGACGAGUACAGGAAACACAUCGAGAAGGAUGCCGCCUUGGAGCGGCGAUUUCAGCCCGUGCGCGUAAAUGAACCGAGUCCAGAGCAGUCUCUCACAAUUUUGAGAGGUUUGCGCGCCACGUACGAGGAGCAUCACGGCGUCUCCAUCUCGGACGAGGCGCUCAGCGCCGCCGUCACUCUGGCGACACGUUACAUCAACGAUCGCUUCUUGCCAGACAAGGCUAUCGAUGUCAUCGACGAGGCUGGGGCACUCGUGCAACUCAACGCUAACGGUUCAAAUAUUGUUGAUGAGACGCACGUCACCGAGGUCGUCGGGCAGUGGACGGGCAUUCCUGUGCAACAGCUCAGCGCCGACGAGUCAAGGACGCUGAUGAAUUUCGAGCAAGAGCUCGGAAAGCGCGUCAUCGGUCAAGCUGAAGCCGUGCGGUCGAUCUCCCAAGCGAUUCGCCGUGCCCGAGCCGGACUUGCGGAUGCGUCGAAGCCGGUCGCUAGCAUCAUUUUCAGUGGUCCCACUGGUGUGGGAAAGACGGAGCUUGCCAAGGCUGUCGCGCAAACGUACUUCGGCGCCGAGAAGGCGAUGGUACGCAUCGACAUGAGCGAGUACAUGGAAUCGCACUCGGUGAGUCGAUUGAUCGGUCCACCGCCCGGGUACAUCGGUUUUGGGGAGGGCGGUCAACUCACCGAAGCGGUGCGCACGAAUCCGCACUCGCUCGUGCUUCUGGACGAGAUUGAAAAGGCACAUCCAGAUGUGUUCAAUAUUUUGCUCCAAGUCUUGGAGGAUGGUCGCCUGACGGAUAGCAAGGGUCGAACGGUGGAUUUUACGAACGCUAUGCUCGUCAUGACGAGCAACAUCGGUAGUCGAGAGAUUUUAGAUUCCAUGACGGGAGAGGGCGACGAGGAAGCCAAGUACAAGGCGCUUCAAACCAAGGUGAAGCGCGAGCUCGGACGCGAGUAUCGACCCGAGUUUCUCAACCGCCUCGACGAAAUCGUCGUCUUCAAGCCUCUGCAAAAGACUGAGGUGAGCGAGAUCGCCGACAUCAUGCUGAACACGGUGGCAAAACGAGCGGCCGGUAAGGGAAUUUCCCUCAAAUUCUCCCCGAAAUUCAGAUCUGUGCUGUAUGCCAACGGAUUCUCCACGCGCUUUGGCGCCCGACCGAUGCGUCGAUGCGUCCGCGGUUUGUUGGAGAACAACUUGGCCGAGUGCAUGCUCGACGGCUUCGCCUCCUCGGGCGAUACCGUCACGUUCGAUUACGACGAGGACGCUGAUAUCAUAACCGUCUCUACGGCUACGAGCACGAUGUCUCGCGAAUUUUCCGUCGAAUUUGCUUCCGGCAUUGAGGACGACGCGUCCGACGACGCUCCGCCUCGGCGCGGCGGCGAUUUCCCAUCGUUCCCGAACGACGAAUCCACCGGUACCACCGCGCAGGCGUUUGCGUGA